CGACUCAAGCUUCCAACUCUCAUAACAAACAAGUUCUCUUCAUCAAACCACUCGAACAAACUCAACCAACAAAACCUCAAACUCACAACAAUCCAAAAAUGGUCUCCCUCCGCAGCACCGUCCUCGCCGUCGCCCUAGCCGCGACCCAAGGCCUCGCCUACAGCGGCGACAUGACGUACUACACGCCCGGGCUCGGCGCCUGCGGGAAGUACAACACGGAGUCGGACCACAUCGUCGCUUUGGCACCCGCCCAGUACGGCUACGACGCCAACCCGAACAACGCGGCGGUGUGCGGGAAGACGAUCAAGAUCAGCUACGGGGGCAAGACGGCCACCGCCACCGUCGUCGACAAGUGCCCCGAGUGCGCCUCGGGCUCCAUCGACGUCAGUCCGGCCGUGUUCAAGGAGCUCGCGAGCUUGGAUAAGGGACGCGUUAAGGUUACUUGGAGCUAUGCCUAAGCGAUAUAUGGAAGAUGUUGGCUAGGGGCGA
Molecule: messenger RNA, 489 nt
Organism: Annulohypoxylon truncatum
Lineage: Eukaryota; Fungi; Ascomycota; Sordariomycetes; Xylariales; Hypoxylaceae
Product: barwin-like endoglucanase
Exons: 1
Coding region: 99-458 (119 amino acids)
Source: RefSeq, a predicted model, not a curated record